GACACGAAAAAAUAUUCUUUUAUCUCGCCAACUUCCUAAACCGACAGGGCAGAAGUCAAACCACGUUUAUGUAAGACGGCGUAUUGACGAUAGGUUCUUGUAAGCAAUUUUAAAUAAAUUGCCUUCAUACUUUGGUUCUACAAUGUUUGAAACUGCACGAGAAAUUAACGAAGAUAAAAUUUAUUCUGGCAACAACCUACAUCAACCAAAAACAUAAUGAACAAAUUAUUUAAGCACGCUUUUCUUUCAAUCUUUUAACUCUAACUGUGCUAUAACACAUACCUUGAAGUAAAAAAUAAAGUAGAAGAAUUAGCAAGCAAACUUUAUGAAGAUCAACACAGGUUCCAAGAGAAACAUCUUCAAAAAUGUUGUCAUUUAAAAUAAAUUUCUAUAAGUACCUAUCAACAAGAAUCUCAACAUUACUUUUUACACUGAAAAAUCGUGUUAUAUCUUUUCUCACAAAACGAUUGUUCAAAGGGUGUUGAAGAAUGUACUAACAAAAGCGACUAUAUUCGAACGCAGAGGAAAAUUACAGGAACUAAAGCGUAAGAUCGGAGUGAAAUUUUCAAGCAACGAGUACAGCCACCUCAGCGGCUCCAGGAUGUGCCCGGAGAAAUGUGCGGGAAUAAGCCAACAGCGCGAAAGAGCGCCCUGCGGAGCCAGAACUGCAUGUUGGUACGGCUCCAGUGUAGGAGUAAAACGAGUAUAUAGGUCUGAGAGGAAAGAAGAGCGGAUGAUAGAGAAAAGAGAGAAAGAGACAGGGGGUCCAGGGGCCAGAAAGCCAGAAACCGAGCGAGCCAGCCAGUCGGACCAUCCAGCCAGCCGAGCCAGAGAAAGGAGAGAGGACGACGCCGAUGAUGAAUCACCCACCGGGAGUGAGCAUAAGAGUAAGAGAAAGAGAGAGGAGAGCAAUAAGAGGGCGCGCUACGCAAAAAAGGUUCCACGCUGGAACGCGUUAGACCGAGUCGCUAACUGACUUAUCUACACAUCAGGAUAUCAAGAUCCAGUGCCUCGAUAUGCUGGUGUAAUGAGUCCUGCCGUGUAUUUCGAUUGCACUCGGGUACAACGCAGGUCUAUCCGGAUGAUGACGAAUGUGGUCUCUUCACGGUCGCCUUCGAUUUCGGGAAAUCAAAUAUGUCAGGUAUGAUCGAGUGCAUCGGAUGGAUAGAGCGUUAUUCAUUACCAAAUGGUUUGUCUCGUCAUUAGGUGGUUUGUGCUCCUAUACAGCAAGUUACUUCAUAGAGUACAUGAGUUGCAGUUACAGUAAGUUCUCAUAGAAGUACAGUAGGUUCUUCAUUAUCAAAUGGUUUGUCUCGUCAUUAGGUGGUUUGUGCUCUUACACAGCAAGUUACUUCAUGAAGUACAUGAGUUGCAGUUAAGUACAGUAGGUUCCCAUCAGGUAGCCCACAUAAAAGCUAUCAUCCGACUUCGAAUGGAAUCCAAAGAUCAUUUUGGUCGAAGAAUCUUUUGCAGAAAAGGAGGUGUUUGGCUAGGCAGAAGAGACUCGCAGGGGUCGAACGGUGGCCGUCGCCGAGGAAAUUGGGUUCGUCUCGCGAAAGCAGAGCCGGGGGAAAACGAGGAAGCGAAAGAAAGGAAGCAGUUCCAGUAUCAUCAAAGACCACGUGGAUCGCUUGGCUGUGGACGUGUGCACACCGAUACGAUUUUAUAUAGAAGUUGCGUUCGCUUGGUCACGGGUAAUGGUUUUACGAGCGUCAAGGGUGAUAUAAAGAAAAUGAAAAACACACCGGCGUUGCUGGCAACAUGCGCGGGAUAUAACUACGUUGCCUGCCGGUCCCUUGCUUUCUGUCGUCCGCUUCUUCUUCUCCUUAAGUUUAGACGCUCGAGGGAGGGCGGGGGAGACGAUAGCCUAAUAUCGGCCACCUCAAAAUUCCAACCCCUCGAGUAACCAGCCUGGAAUUCAACUCCCCGAGGAGUGCGUCACAAUUAGUUCUCAUAUUUUGCCACCAUCCUCCGGUACACACCGGCGAGCAAACUUUUUUCGCGCUACUUCGCGCCAACAUGAUUUAUGCGGCCAAGAAGCGUAAACUUUCGGCCGGAAACUUUUAUUCCAUUGUCCGUUUUUAGUUGAAAACGAAUAAUUUACCGCGGGAACGGCAGGCUGAUGCGAGAAUAAUCUCUCAUGGGAUCGAGGGGGACCCGUAACCGAGUCCCGGUUUAACCCUCCCGUAAUUCGAAGGAUCCGCAACUUUCUCAGACGUUAUAAUAACGAAGGGAGAACAGCGAAAGUGAAGUACUUCAGAGUAACACCCUCUCGUUUCUUUUUAAUGUAUCGUGGAACGAAUUAUACUUAUUUAACUGCUUGUACACAAACAGGUACACUCCAACU
Molecule: messenger RNA, 2347 nt
Organism: Megachile rotundata (alfalfa leafcutting bee)
Lineage: Eukaryota; Metazoa; Arthropoda; Insecta; Hymenoptera; Megachilidae
Source: RefSeq, a predicted model, not a curated record